Molecule: messenger RNA, 1185 nt
Organism: Malania oleifera
Lineage: Eukaryota; Viridiplantae; Streptophyta; Magnoliopsida; Santalales; Ximeniaceae
Exons: 2
Coding region: 1-1185 (394 amino acids)
Source: RefSeq, a predicted model, not a curated record
AUGGAAUCCUCUGACUCAGAUGAAGAAGACUCAAUUGAUUCAUGCAAUGCUGUGGACUUGGGUCGUGCUCGUGAUAGAAGCCUUGAAGUAGAUAAAACUACUGAACAUGCCCCCCCACUGCCACUGUUAUGGGUGAUAAGAAGCUUGAUGAAUGCCAGGAGUGAUAUGAUCAUUAGGACCAACAAAAAGGUUCCAUGGUCAGAAUUGUUUGUUAAAAAUAGAGACCCGGCCAAUUGUGCAAAGGAAGCUCUUAAAAACUUGAUGGCAACCUGGAGAGUGAAAGUUGUCUCUGCACAACAUGAUAAAGGAUGGAUUGUUUUCAAAUUCCUUAGAGAAGAGGAUGCCAAUGAGGUAAUCAUGAAUGGCCCUUAUAGUGUGCAUGGAAGAAAUCUGAUUUUAAAAGGGAUGCCUAGAUUUUUUCAGUUUAGGGUGGAGCAAAGAACUGUUGUUCCAGUAUGGAUCCAGUUAAAGGAUCUUCCUUUUGAAUUAUGGCACCCUUGUGCAAUUGGGAGGAUAUGCUCACAGACUGGGAGGCCCUUGUGCAUGGACAAACUCACUACUAUUCGAUAUAGAAUCUCUGCUAGGGCUAUGGUUGAAGUGGAUGUAGCUAAAGAGAUCAAGUACAGUGUAGACAUAAUGUUGCCAGAUGGGAUGGAAAUUACUCAGGAGAUUGUGUAUGAAGGUCUGCCAAGGUUUUGUACUAAAUGCAAGGCCUUGGGACAUUCAGCUGCUUUCUGCAAGCCUAGGGCUGGCCCUAAGAAGCCUGCAGGUCCUCAAUACAGACCUAAAAGAGUAGCUCAAACUUCUGAAACUGAAAUAGAUAAGGCAGGAGCAAGCAAUGCAAUUAGGAACAAGGUGAAAGAGAAUAUGGGUAACAGUGAGGUGCCGCAAUGCAAAGUCACCAAUCAGAAGGAGGUAAAUCUAAAUCUUAAUGCUAGUAAGUCAGACUCUAUUGAAGAAGAUCCUUCUAAAGACAUGGAUAUGGGCAAUAAAGAGAAUCCCAGUCCAGUUGAGAAAAAUCAUGAUAUAUCCUCUGUUAGGGAUCUUCCUAGUAAGGGCCAGAUCCUGGGUGAAAAGGAUAAGGAUUGUGGCAAUAAUAAUAAGAAUGAAAUGAAGAUGAAGGAGAAUGUUCCAAAUACCAAAGAAGAUCAAAGUAGAAUUAAAGAUAAAAGGAAAAGAGGUUGA